AUGGAAAGCACAAAAAAUCGAAGAUUUGAUAUCUGAAAGGUGAGGAAUAUUCAGGAUCUUUUACAAAUCACUGAAAUCAGAAAUGUUGGUUUUAGCCAAAACUUUGAUCUGCCUAAUCAGCAGGUCAUAAAAUUGGAUGUAGAAAGGACAAGAACAACUAUUCUUACAGAACAAGAAAAAGGUUACUAUAGCUUAUGAUAAAAUAAUUAUAAUAUUUAUAUAUAAAAAAUUGUUGUCUGCUAUGAAUUAUAAAAUUGAAUACUUAACCCAUUGCUUAAAUAAUAUAAUAUUUUGAUGUUAUUUCUGAUCGGCUCCGUGGAAUUUAUGGAUUUUCACGCGUGAAAUCCAUCUUUGGCUCGUGGGAGCAGAUCAGAAAUUUAAGCAACUGAUUAUAAUAAAUAUUAUUUUUCCAAAAAAAAUAUAAUAUACCUUUUUCAAUGAAAUAUCCUACAGGUAGCCGCUAUCAUAAUAGGCUAAGAAAUGUUUCUAUUCAUUGCAAAAAGGUAUGAUUUUUUGUAUUAAAAGUUAGAAAUCUUACUAACUCAUUACUGCAAAGCAAAAAACACCCCAUACACCCAAGGAAUGAAUGAAAUUAUGGUUUUAUUUGUCUUAAUGAUAAGAGAAGGGAUUUCUCUGCAGCAAGCAUACUGCUUAUUCGAAAGCUUCAUACAGCAAGUAUUGCCAAAGAUGUUUGGUACUGUAAAUUAUAUUUAGGACUUUAAGCCUCUCCAUGCUUUAUUCAUAAUUUUUAAAUUGCUACUCAGAUAUCAUGAGCCUGUCUUAAGCUCUUAUUUCCAUACCCAUGGGAUAUCUCCUGAGCUGUUUUCUACCUGCUGAUUCAUCACUGUAUUUUCAAGCAAAAUCAAUGAUAUAGAAAUUAUCUAUAAACUAUGGGAAACCCUGAUAAAAGAAAAAGAUUAUAUUUUUGUAGCUUAUAUAGCAGUUGCUUUGCUUACUUACAGCAAAAAUCAUAUUUUGGCACAGGAAGAAAUAUCGAUUCCACAAACACUUUCGCAGCUUUCUAUACAUAGCAUGCAGGAGUUGACAGAAAUUUUGAAAAUUGCAUCUCGAAUUAAAUCAAAUAUGCCUUACUCAAUAAAAAUAAAACUAAACCAAAUCAAUAUCUAUAACAUAGACCAUGUAGACUCAUAUAUUUCUUCAUUAGAAAAAGAUCUGUGCUUUACUGUGCAUCCAAGAGAAAUCAUGCACAGAGCAUACCCAGAAAUGAGCAUCUGCAACUGUAAGCAUAAUGACUGUGCAUGGUGCAUAAACAAAACUAACGACAUUCCAUUAUUUUUAAUUGAUUUUAGGACAGAAAAUGAACAACAAGCUGGAACAGUCCCAAACUCUAUUGUAGUCAGUGUCCCGUUCUUUGUAAGUGAUGAAAAUUUGCAGCAGAUUGUAGAUCAGUAUGAAAAAAUGAAAGAAAUUUUUCAUUUUUGUAUUUUAAGUUCAGAAGAAACGAUAGCAAAAAUAGUUUUUUUUAAAAAAAUAAUAAAAAUGAAUAAAAAAAAUUAAAAGCAUAAUUAAAUGAAUAGCAAACACAAAUUAUGAUGAAAUGAACCAAGAAAACCCUGAUUUAAAUACUCUCGAACGGUUAUUGAUUUGCUUUGAAAAAAAUGGGUUUUCACAUAUAAGUCUCGCUGAAGGAGGCUUUGAAAAAUGCCAUGAAUUUGCAAUGCAUUAUAAGCUGCAGUUGGAAAAUCAUCAAGAGGAAUAUUGCUUAGUUUGCACACCUGAUGGCCCGAAUAUUGCAAGUCUAAUGAAGUCAAAAUUAAAAAAAUUUAGAUCAUCAAUGCUAGGCACUAUGAGAAGGACUUUUUCUUUGGAUUCAAAUCUAGAAAAGCUUGCUCUUGAAGCAAAGUUACAGUCAGAAAACAACCUUCAAAAAUCUGAUCCAGCAUCAUCAUUUUUUAUCAGUAAGAAAUAUGACAAAAAUUCUAACACCAUCUAUGAUGAAAAUUAUUUUUUCUAUUUAAAAUCCCAAUAUUUAACUAUUGGUAUCUUAGGAGACCCUGAAUUAUCCACAGAUUCUAGAGUAACAGAAGAGUUCAAGAUAAUUGAUCUGUUAAAAAUCACAUCAAUAAACUCAACACAGAAAAUUUUGACAUUCUAUUUUAGUGGUAGCAAAAAGGUGCAUUGCUAUGUGAUAAUUCCAAAUUCUUUGACAAGGAGCUUUAUUGAUCAAAUAAAGAAGCAAUUUUUAGUAUUGAAGAAGAAAAAAUAA
Messenger RNA from Blepharisma stoltei, 2227 nucleotides. The record is from the annotation of a GenBank genome assembly. Lineage: Eukaryota; Ciliophora; Heterotrichea; Heterotrichida; Blepharismidae.